GUAAAAGUGUCAGUAGUGAUCAGAUCGCUAAUACCUGUUGCUUCAACUAUCAAAAAGUACUACUGAGGCAUAUUAGAAUACUUCCUUAUUUCUCAGGAACUCUUGAUUUUCAGCUUUCCUCACACUAAUCUGAUAUCACAUUUUGCAAAAGUCUUUCUGAAAGGGUCUCAAGAAACCACAAGAGAAGCUUUGAAAAUAAGGAAGUGAUAUAUUUCAGGACUGAACUGUGGGCAGGUGAUUCCAGGCUGUCUCUGACUCUUAACUGUUCUCCAGAGAUGGCUUGAUAGGGAUUCAAGAGAAUUAUCUGCUUUUCUUCCAGCUGAAAUACUGGUGUAUUGAUUAAUUCAACGUGUUAGGAUAGUGUGACAGACUUUCACUUGAAUAAGGAGUAAGAAAAACUGUGUGUCUGCUGUGACCUCUGCUAGAACUCUGAUUAAAAAGGCAUAAUUAGGGCAUUGUAGUUGGAGUCUCAGUGUAUAGCAUAAGUAAAAAUAACAUUUCAUGUAAUCUUUCAGAUAGUAGUGCUUGUUCUUAUUUUGUACUGACUCAAAUGACCUUCAUGUUUAAGUGUAUUCUAUGCCCCAGAAGGGCUAUUACUUCUCAGGGCAGGCUGCAUGAACAAAGAGUUGCACUUUCAGUAAAAGUUUGUAACCCGUGUUACAGCAGAACCAGGAUUCUUCUGCACUUAAAGCAAAAGCAGUGUGUGAAACCUUUGAACUGUGAAUGUACUUGAAUGCUAAUUACAUGUCCUUGUAUUUGUUCAGGUGUCUUGAUCUUCUGAGAUGUCAGUGGAAGGAGUGGAUUGUCUUGUAGAUUAGUUAUACAUUAAUCUUGUCUUCUCCAUAUUCAUCGUGAACAGCCAUCAUAAAAUGGAUGGUUUGGGCAACCUCCUUCCUUCUGUGGGUGAAAAUGGUGAUGCAGCUAAUUCACAAGAAAUACUAAAACUUUUGAUGGAUGAAAAAAUGCGAAGUGAACACCAUAAAGCAAAUUAUCAAACUCUAAGGGCAGAACAUCUAAGAUUACAAGAGGAUUAUACCAAAUCACAAGAUGAACUGAAACGGUUGUUAGUUGAAAAACAGACUGUACAUGACAAAUUUCAGCAGCUUCUUGCUGACUUUCAAGAGCAGUUGCUGGCUAAAACACAAGAGCUGGAACAACUGAAGCUGCAGGUGCUCACUCCUCAAAAUUUAGAACGGUUAAAAGCAAAAAUGUAUGAGGAAUUGGCGUCUCCUAUGAGAGAACGUUAUCAGAAGUUAGAAAAUGAAGUAGAAAAAUACAGAACACUAUAUAACAAACUUCGUUAUGACCAUACUUUUCUGAAAUCAGAAUUUGAGCAUCAAAAGGAAGAACAUGCACAUAUUUUAGAAGAGAAGAAAAUAAAAUAUGAGGCUGAGAUUGCAAGACUGGAUAAAGAUAAGGAAGAACUUCAUAAUCAGCUGCUUAGCAUUGAUCCCACAAGGGACAGUAAACGUGUGGAGGCACUUUCUAGAGAGAAGGCACAACUGUGUCAGAAAUUAAAAGCAUUAGAAGCAGAAGUAGAAGAACUAAGAGCAGAAAGACACAACUGUGUUGUGCAAGCAGAAAAUGUUCAAAGAGUACAAGCACGACAGUUAGCUGAGAUGCAGACCAUGAUGCGGUCUCUAGAGGCAGAAAAGAAGUCUGCUGAACUACAGGUUGAUCGAAUUGAGAAAGAACUGCAGGCGAGUCAUGAGCAAAACAUUCUCUUAACAAGCAAACUUCACAAAUCUGAACGAGAAGUCAGUUCCUUAGCUGCUCAAGUAAAAGAACUUAAACAUUCACAUAAGUUGGAAGUAACAAAUGUCAAACUGGAGGCAGCAAGAACAAAGAGUGAAAUAGAAAGAGAGAGAAACAAGAUUCAAAGUGAAAUGGAUGGACUGCUGUCCGACAAGGAAAUCCUUACUGCAGCUGUUGAACGUCAUAAAGUGCUGUUAGUAGAAAAGGAUCGGGAGCUAAUUCGUAAAGUGCAAGCUGCCAAAGAGGAAGUUUUUGACAAUAUUGCAGCCUUACAGAAUGAAAAGUUAGAACUUGAGAACAAAUUGGCUGAUCUAGAAAAGAUGAAAACAGAACAAGAUUCUUGGAGACAAUCUGAAAAGGAUCAGUAUGAAGAGAAACUACGUGCUGUGCAGAUGGCAGAAGAAUCUAGCAAAAAGGAACUUCAGCGUUUACGAUUAAAAAUUCAACAGCAAGCUAUGCAGACAGAAGAGCUGGAAGAAAAGAAAUGUGAAAAUGCUAAUCUUAAACAGCAAAUAAAUGAUAUCCAACUACAGCUUGCCUCACUUUCUCAAUCAGAAAAUGAUUUGCUGGAAUCUAAUCAGAAGUUGAAGGAAAUAAUAGAGAGAUUGAAACAAGAAUGUCAACAUGCAAGGGCUCAGGCAGAGAAAGCUCAACUGGAAACAGAGAAGACUUCAGAAUACCAACGUAUGGAAUGGCUGCAGGAGAAGCAUAUGCUUACUCAGCACAUCACAGAGUAUGAAGAGAAAUACAAGCAAAUGAAGAACAAGCUAUGUCGAGCUGCCGUUGCUCAGAAAAAGAGAAAGACUCUCAAUGACAAUAAACAAAGGAGGAUGAGUGAGAAAAUAGAACUUUUGGAAGCCAAGAUGGAAGAACUAGAAAAAGAAAAUCAAGUGUUAAAUAGACAGAAUGUUUCCUCUGAAGAAUAUGCUCGCCUCCAGAAGAGGCUAAAGGACUUGCAACGUCGGCACAAUGAAUUCCGGAGUAUAAUUCUGAAUCCUGACAUACCGUCACUCAAUCCAGUCGGUAUUGCGCCAUUGUCUGCCUUGCCUCCUGGGCCUGCAGCGUCCUUCUCCUUUCUUCAGGAGGAGCAGCAUCAAAGAGAGCUUGCCCUGCUUGGCAAACGGUUGGAAGAACUAGAAACCAGACAAAGAAAACAGCUAGAAGAUCUUGGACCAUCUAGGGACCGGGUAAUGGUGGAGUACAGGGACUUGGCAAGAAAUAAUAUCACUGGAGAAGAUGAAGCACAAAGUGAGGACUCCAAAUAAAAUCUGCACACUCGAUGCUGUUAGCUUUCAAUAACUUAUCCUUUGUACAUGCUUUUCAUAUCUUGCCAAAAACAUGGUUGUAUGUGCCUGAAUAGCAUAAAAUAUAUUCUGCAUAGUUACCCAUUUGUGGCUCAAUUGUUGAACUGCUGGGUCUAAGGACAAAAGUACCUUUUUGCAUUGGGAAUCAUAAAAAGAAUAAGCAGAGUUGCCAUUCAUGAGAGGGCUCCACCCUGAAUUUAUGUUACCAGUGCUGUGAUAUUUAGCAUAGCAGCAGUUAAGGCUCAGUAUUGGGAUUCAAUUGUGGACAGUUUGUUUCUGGUCCGCUAGACUUCCCACUUCUCCCAAGUGUCCGCUCCUCUGGGCAUGUGUGGGGGAAGUUAAGUCCCUUCCACUCUAAGCCAAGAGCAGGUUUGGGAUGAUUUGGUGAAGCUGAAUAGCCACAAAUAUGUAGGACCUGAUGCUGUGCAUCUCAGGGUCCUGAGGGAACUGGCUGAUGUUGCUGGAUUUGGAAGUCAUAGCAAUCAGGUGCUGUCCUCAGUGACUGGAAAAAGGGAAACAUCGCUC
Molecule: messenger RNA, 3584 nt
Organism: Sturnus vulgaris (Common starling)
Lineage: Eukaryota; Metazoa; Chordata; Aves; Passeriformes; Sturnidae
Gene: CEP83
Product: centrosomal protein 83
Biological process (GO): cilium assembly; establishment of centrosome localization
Cellular component (GO): centrosome; centriole; ciliary transition fiber
Source: RefSeq, a predicted model, not a curated record